Molecule: messenger RNA, 690 nt
Organism: Penicillium brevicompactum
Lineage: Eukaryota; Fungi; Ascomycota; Eurotiomycetes; Eurotiales; Aspergillaceae
Exons: 4
Coding region: 1-690 (229 amino acids)
Source: RefSeq, a predicted model, not a curated record
AUGAAUCCCCACAAUGUCCAUACAAACCAGACAACCGACCCAAUUCCCUGGUCCGAGAUCUUCGCCCGCCAUGAAGCCGUCCUUCACUCUCACAUGGAAAUGCUCAGCAUGGUCAAAGGACAGAUCGCGCCUGGGCUAGAUGCGUUCCAGACUGUGUCGUCCAUGGUGAACAAGACCGUGCAGGCGAUGAACCAAUUGAAAGUCGCCAGGAAGCAGAUGAUGAACAAAUCAACCAGCACAUCAUCAGCCUCGAGCUCCUCCAACCCUUCACAUACCGACGCCGAGGCGAAUACGCGGAAAAAGCGGCGCCGUGUCUCGCGAGAGAAAGAGCCCUCCCGCCCUGAGGUUGAUGCAGGUGGUGAAGUUCAAUACCCAAGUCGGUUUCGGGACCCUUCCGCUCAGCCGCCGCUCGAACAGGACGAAUACAUGACGUCGACGUCAUUGGGUACAGAGGACAUAUCUGCAGAAGUCCAGCGACGGCUGAAGAUCAGGGAGGAGCAGAGGCGGAAACGAGAUACCCCUAAGCAGGACAAGCGCAAGAGGGAGAGCUUAGUGUCGAAUGAGAGUGCAUCGCCUGGUCCAGCCGCGAGGCCGCGAAAAAAGCGAGCCAGAGUGGACAGCGAGAGCAAGAGAAGUGGAGAGGUCGGGGAUGGGGAUACGUCAAGGAAGAGGGUACGCAGGGCACCUUGA